UGAGUCGAUACUGUCGGUAAGGUCGAUUAGCAGCAACAGUCGAUCGUGCAUGGUUGCGUGUGUGCGGAUUGCACCGCCGCUUCGAGGCAGCAGUUUUAUUUACUAAUUAGAGUGCCGAUGUGCGGUAGGAAGCGUUAAAUGUGCGUGGAAAAUGUCGAAUCCGGGCGGUAGUAGGAGGAACGGGGCCAUGAAGAUUCGUUUGACGAUUUUAUGUGCCCGUAAUCUUGCUAGGAAAGAUCUGUUUCGCCUACCAGAUCCUUUUGCCAAAAUCACAGUGGAUGGUUCUGGUCAGUGUCAUAGUACAGAUACAUGCAAGGCAACAUUAGACCCCAAAUGGAAUCAACAUUAUGACCUAUAUAUUGGAAAAAAUGAUGGCAUUACUAUAUCAGUUUGGAACCAUAAAAAAAUUCAUAAAAAAAAAGGUGGUGGAUUCCUAGGAUGUGUAAGAAUAUUAUCCAACACAAUUCAAAGACUUAAGGAUACAGGAUAUCAACGAUUAGAUCUUUGCAAAGCGCACUCAGAUGACACUGAUGUUGUUAAAGGGCAAAUUGUUGUAUCUCUGUUAUCAUGGGACGGUCACAAUGGUGCUGUAAGCAAUACAGUAGGUCAUAAUGCAGUGGUAGAUGUUCUUGGAGAUCUUAGUUGUCCAACGGAUUUGCCAGAAGGGUGGGAGGAGAGAAGAACACAAAGUGGUCGUCUUUACUUUGUCAAUCAUUACACUAGAAGUACACAAUGGAUUCGUCCAAAUGCUAGACCUAAUAAUGGUAUUAUACCAACUACACCUGAGCCACCGCCACUUCCUUUUUCGGAAUUUACUUCUCCCAGUGGUAGUGGAAGUCCUCCUAAUCUACCCACUGAAAGUCCUACAAGAUGUACACCUGAAUGGAAUGGAGAAGGAACACCUAGCAGAACACCUAGUAGAGACAGUUCUACUUCAAAUACACCAAGAAAUACACCAACCCAACAACAAAAUAGGAAUAUGCAAAAUCAACACAAUACAAGAAAUAUGACACCAGCAUCGUCAAGGGAACGUCGACCAAUAAGAACAUCCGAUGAACAAAAUGGUAAUCAAAGUGGAAACAUUAGACCAGAACGUGGUACCAAUAACAGUCAACCACGAAGGCCUAACCGAAGUAAUAGAAAUAGAAACAGCAUUACAGCUAAUAAUGAGAUGAGGUAUGAUCCUCCACAACCACCGGAUUUACCUAGAGGUUAUGAAAUGAGAAAAACGCAGCAAGGUCAAGUGUAUUUUUAUCAUGUACCAACUGGUUCAUCUACAUGGCAUGAUCCUAGAAUACCUCGAGAUUUACCAGCAAAUGAAUUGGCAAGUGAACUUGGACCACUACCUAGUGGUUGGGAAAUGCGGCAAACACAAAGUGGUCGGGUUUAUUUUGUGGAUCACAAUAACAGAACUACUCAAUUUACUGAUCCUAGAUUAUCCAGUCAAAUUAUAAGCAAUCUAUUAAAUAGGCGACAAAAUAAUAGUACAACUAAUCAAACAAGUAGUUCAAAUAAUUCACCUACAGUCACAGCUGCAAAUGAAACUACAGAAACUGAGACACCAACAUCGCCAAGCAUUCAAUGCAAUAUUGUUCAACAAAGGCCGAGAACGGAAAAUGGAAGUAACAAUAAUUCACCAACAUUGGAAAAUACGUCUACUCAAAAUGCGCCUACUGUAUCUGAAUUGCCAAAGGAACUAAUGGAUAAUGAACUUUUACCAAAAUAUAAACGAGAUCUAGUGGCAAAAUUGAAAUGCUUGAGGGCAGAAUUAAUCGCUCUUCAACCCCAAAGUGGACACUGUAGGCUUGAAGUAUCGAGAAAUGAAAUAUUUGAAGAAUCAUAUAGAUUAAUCAUGAAAAUGCGACCAAAAGAUAUGCGGAAAAGACUUAUGGUAAAAUUCCGUGGUGAAGAAGGUCUUGACUAUGGUGGAGUAGCACGAGAGUGGUUAUAUUUAUUAUCUCAUGAAAUGUUAAAUCCACAAUAUGGAUUAUUUCAAUAUUCGAGAGAUGACAAUUAUACGCUUCAAAUCAAUCCAGAUUCAGGAAUAAAUCCAGAACAUUUAUCGUACUUCCAUUUUGCUGGCAGGAUUAUAGGAAUUGCUGUUUUUCAUGGGCAUCAUAUUGACGGUGGAUUUACAACUCCAUUUUACAAAAUGUUGCUUAAUAAGGCUAUUACUCUUACUGACAUAGAAGGAGUCGAUCCGGAAUUACAUAGAAGUCUCACAUGGAUGUUAGAAAAUAGUAUAGACGGAGUGUUGGAUGCUACAUUUUCAGUAGAACAUAGUAGUUUUGGAGUAUUAAAAAAUCAUGAGUUAAAACCGGGUGGUAAAGACAUUCCUGUAACUGAAGAAAAUAAGAGGGAAUACGUCCGUUUAUACGUGAACUAUCGCUUUAUGCGAGGAAUUGAACAACAGUUUCUGGCACUACAAAAGGGAUUCCAUGAAUUAAUUCCACCGCAAUUAUUAAGACCAUUUGAUGAAAGAGAAUUAGAAUUGGUUAUAGGUGGUUUAGGAACUAUUGAUAUUAAUGACUGGAAAAUGCAUACACGAUUAAAACAUUGUACACCCGAUACGCCUGUUGUCAAAUGGUUUUGGCAAAUAGUUGAAUCUUAUGGAGAAGAAAUGAGAGCUCGGUUACUGCAAUUUGUUACAGGAAGUUCCAGAGUUCCUUUGCAAGGUUUUAAGGCUUUACAAGGUUCAACAGGAGCUGCAGGUCCGCGUCUAUUCACAAUUCAUGCCGUUGAUGCACCUAGUGAAAAUUUGCCAAAAGCGCAUACUUGUUUCAAUAGAAUAGAUAUACCCGAAAGUUAUCCCAGUUAUCAAAAAAUGCUUGACAAGCUUACGCAGGCGGUUGAAGAAACUUGUGGUUUUGCUGUUGAAUAAAUAGGUAAAAUAUAUUACCUUAUUAUGUAUAGCAUAUACUCUGUUUCUAGGAUUACUCAGAGUAUACAUUUUUAUAGCAAGGAAUAUUCAUCGACAGAUUUUACUGUCGUUAAAUUAAAAAUUAAUGUUUGAAGUACCAAGAGAUGUUAUCUAAGAAGAGUAAGAAAGGAAAAGAGUACUAGUACUAUAAAAUGAAAAUGUUAAUAUGUAGAAUGUCAGUAAUAUUUCUGACAAUGUUUUUGUACAAAUAUUCAAAUGGCCUUGGUGGUUGUAAUGACUGACAAAUGAUUGUCGAUUGGUAUAUCAUGUAUGUAAACACUCUUGUGAUUUUCUCACUUCGUCCAUGAACAUUUAAAAUGAAUGGUUCCUCAGAAGUUCUGAUUAUAUUGGUCUCUAGCUAUUUAUCAUUCAGUGACCGAUAAUGAUGUGCAAAUAUUGCAGUUUCAUUCAGGUAAUCAUCUUGAUUGGCCUAAAUUAAAACUUUUGUUUAUAAUAAUCAACUUUUCCGUCAUAACUGUAGUACCAAUAAUUUACUCGUAAGACACCAUCAAAGAAUUAACUUCAUUGUUCAAGGUAUGAUAGACAAAUCAUGCAUGCACAAAUAUCUACGGAAAAUGAAUUCUUUCACAAAAUGAAAAGCAUUGUUCAAUUAUGAAUACGCUCAUGUUAGUAUUUUAUAUUAAACGAAAAUAUAAAUACAAAUUAAUUGAUAAAUUAUGAAUCUCAAAGCAAUCAGAAUUUCUUAAUACACGUUAUUUGAAAUCAAGUUUCUUUUGUGCAAUGUUCUUUCAUUCUUGAAAGAUUUCAGUUUCUCUGUGAAUCAAAUGUAGUAACAAUAUGCACUGUCAAUUAAUACUUCUACAUUAACUACCUUCAAAGUAAUAGAACUUAGUGUCAAAUCAAUAAUGUAUACUCAAAUUCACACUAUUAUAAUCAGAUAUUGAAAACAGUGUUGGGAAUCUAGUAUUUUACAAAUGUAUUAUAACAUAAUGGCUCAUGGUGGCUAAGGGGAAAAUACAAAAUUUGUAUAUACAUCAUGACCUUAAACGCAAGUGUUAUGUUUCUUAUUUAAUGAAUGUAUUUUAGAGAUGCUUUUAAUUAUGUAUAGGAACGUGCUGAUUUCAUAUCAACAAUCGUAAUAUUUACGUACGUUUGAUUAUACAUAUUAAAAUAAGAAAGUACGUUUCAGUAUUAACAUUACUUUUAUUGCAAUGCAAACAACACUUGCGUUUGGGAACUUCGUAACGCAAUCAGCAAAUUUUGUUAUUGCUGCGUAAUUCAUACGAACCGCAGAUUAUUGUUGCUAGUUUAGGAGCCAAUAGCACCGAAUGCGUUAAUGAAAUAUAAAUAAUAAAGUUUAAUAUAAAUUAAUAACAGGAGCGUAUAACGUGUGCGCCAGGUUCUAGUGUAGGUUAAAUCGUGAAUCAUGUACAUUAGCUUUAAUUUAAAAUGGUAUAGAUAUUUAAGGAAAGAGUUUAUUCGACAUGUUUAUGUAAAGUUAACAAAUUUUGAUCGAAUCGACUCUUUUACUUUAGGGAGUUCACAAAAUCUAUGCGUUACUAGGUCUUUUAGUAAAGCAUAGAAAAACUUAUUUAUCGCACGAAUACUUCAUUUAGUCUCUAGUAUUUACUUUUAUUGUAAAGAUCUAGUGGCUAAUAGCACGAAUCAUCAUUUCGUAUUAUUAUUACAUUAUUGUAUUUUAUUCUGCACAUAACUGUGAUCAAACAUAUCGUAAAAAAGAGAAGAAACAGUGGGGGACACUUAUUAAUGGUUUGUUUGAAUAUUUCACAUGUAUUUGUGUGUGUUGUGUAACAACAAACCUUUCUACGAAUAUUUGUUUUAACAAUGACUUGAUUAACGAAAUAUCGUUAUAUUGUAUACUUUACCCGUAAAAGUAUCACCCGUUUUCGGUUUUGAAAUACGGUCUGAUUACUUUACCUUCAUGCUCUUAUCAUAAAACUAUCAUCCGUCUUCUUUCGCAUGGUACACUAACGAAACAAUCGUUCCACUUAUACUCAACGACGACGAUGGUGAUGAUGGAAAUGUUUACAUUGACACAUUCGAAAAGUUUCACGAUACAGUAUUAAAUGGAAUUUAUUGAAUAAUAUUGCAAAUUCAAGACAAAAUCCAAUGAUACCUAAAUUCAAAUUUUUUUGUUCAUUCAUUGGUUACUAAAUUUUGCAAUGCUUCAUAUACAUUUCCUUACCAAAAUAAAAUUUGAAUUUAUAUACAGCACGUUCUUGGGUACUCUUAAGAUUAAAUUGCUGAACAACCAAAACGAGGGUCUCCCACAAGUUUCUUAUAUCUUGCAAACUUUUUUCUAAUUUUUUAUUGCAUCUGACGGGAAUGAAGGCCUUAUUAGUGCCUUGGAGAUGAUGUCAAUGAGAAAAGAACAAGUUUUAUGUCUAUUAUAUUUUGGAAUAAAAAUAAUGCUGCAUGCCAUUUUAAGGUACGUCUCGUAAAUUAUAAAAAAAUGAAUAUCAAAAAAAUCGUCACAACGUAAAUUACACAAAUGUAUGUAUAAAUUAUUAUAAAAAUGAGACCCCACGGUUGGACAGCAAGUAGAAAUUACUGUCACCAGUUAGACGAAUAUCACUAAUGAGAUUUCAAUUAAGUAAAAUCUAAACAUUUAUGAAGCAAUCAUCGCAUUUACUAAUUCAUUGUUUCUUAAUGUUAGAUAAGAAAAAAUAACGUGUUAAAAAACAAACAUAAUGUGCAUAAAUCUUCUAUAAGUAAACUCAUCAAUUUCUAAAUUGAGCAUAUCCGAAUCGGUGCUAAUCCGAAUUGGUUGCAAAGUAACGUGAGAGUUAAGAGUCGCAUGCUAGUCAGCGCUCCUAUAGAGUUAAAGUCUCGUUGCCGAGUAAUAUAUGAGUGAAAUGCUGUUUUAAAUACUGAAACCAAAUCCUCUUUACAAGCUUCACUCACUCAACGCUACUAUACCCACGCUUUUAUGGCUUCGGCUCUUCAUGCGAUUCGUUGCCUGACUCGCAAUCCUCGAAUUCAGGUUUCGCUUGUGAAAGCCCUGCUUUGGAUAUGCUUGAUCUAAACAACAAAUAACAAAUACCUUGGAACGAAGCUUCAAUUAUUCCCAUUGUAUUACAUAUAUGAAUAAUUGGCGGAAAGAAUUGGUGUUCAUCAAUUAUUAAAAACCAAAUAAUUAUUUUAAAUCAAGUAUUAUGCGAAAUCGAGUUUGAUUGCUAAAUGCAUGAAAUGCAUUGCAAUAGCACAAUGUUACACAAAAAAUUGUAUUUAAAAGUGAUUUACUGCCUAAUUAUGCGAGUCUAACAGGAGACAAUAUUAAACAAUGAAUUAAGAUGAAGAGGUACAAAAUUAGAAAACGACUUAAAACAUAUCAUACAGAGAUAUUCAUUGCAAUUUUAAGUCUCAAAUGUGAAUGUAAUUAAUAAAAUAAUUUGUAAUGAAUUACGGGUAUAAAUGCUCUCUUAAAUUACUUGAAUGUUUAGUAAUUUAUACAAUCAGAAUUUUUACUGAAAAUAUGUGGUGGCCUGAUUUUGAAUUCAGUGUUCAGUAUAUACUGUGCUUGUUCAUAGUAAGAUUGUAUUCUACCAAGUAGCAAAAUAUUUUGCAAAUAUUUAUACGUUUUUGUAUUUGGAAAUCAGAAACAAUUUCUGCCCUUUAAAAGAGCAAUAAAAUGUGAAUAAAAAUGAGGAAUCGUUUAUUGAACAACUUAGACAUGGAUUUUUGUGACUCAUUUAUCCAAAAUAUGUGUGAGAAUUACAAAAAAAUGCGAAUAUGUUACUACACUGCAAUUACUUUAUUAUUAUUAUUAUUAUUAAUAUUAUUAAUAUUAUUAUUAUUAUUAUUAUUAUUGCUAUUAUAAUCGUCGUUAUUAUGAUUAUUGCGCAGAAUCUUCAAAACACAAUUGUAUAUACAUCUUUUCCUUUUGU
Messenger RNA from Nomia melanderi (Alkali bee), 6789 nucleotides. RefSeq names its product SMAD specific E3 ubiquitin protein ligase (gene Smurf). Gene Ontology annotation, cellular component: cytoplasm. Gene Ontology annotation, molecular function: protein binding; ubiquitin protein ligase activity. Gene Ontology annotation, biological process: negative regulation of BMP signaling pathway; protein ubiquitination; proteasome-mediated ubiquitin-dependent protein catabolic process. The record is from RefSeq and is a predicted model, not a curated record. NCBI's taxonomy places the organism in Eukaryota, Metazoa, Arthropoda, Insecta, Hymenoptera, Halictidae.